CCCAGAACAGAGCAACAACAAGGAAUGUUUUGAUUGAAUGGAAUCCUUUUCCUGAUGGAUUACAAGCAGAAAGAUACUUGGUCACAUAUGGAACAUUUUCUCCACUUUUUUCCAAUUUUGUGGUGAGAUCAGCCCCAACAAGGAUGCACUGAUACUACUUAAAGCAAACUAUUUCUGAUUUGGAAGACUGAUUUUAUUAAAUUUAGAUAAAGCUAGAAAAUUGCAUUCAGGCAAAUAUUGGGGCAUAUUUGAUGUAUUCAGUUGUUAAAACAGAAGCAUAAACAUAAAAUUAUCAAUGUACAUUAAUUUAGCUUAAGUGAUUUUUUUUAUAAGUAACUAAAUUAGUUUCCAGAAAUGUAAAUGAAAAGAUAAUCAAAGGGCUUUGUCUAUAAAGUUGUAGACCUUUGCAUAUAUUAGGAAAUAUUUCUGGUGUAGUUUUUUUGAAUUUACCACAUCGUUUCCUCACGUUAAAUAAGCAAAUUAAGUCAUUCUGCUUUGCAUUCAUUUGGAUUUGUUUCAGCAUUUAUCCUCAGUCACCAUUAAUCAUGAUGCAGUUUUCUUUCAAUUGUCCAGAGAUCUGCUGAAGGAUCAAAUAUCAUACUGUAUGACCUUAAGGAAAAUAUGAACUACUAUUUUACCAUAAAAUCAAUGCGAAAUGGAAAAAUUUUGGACAAUAGAUCAUUUAUCACACGUUUAGUUGGGGAAACUGCCAUUAAAACAAAUAUUUCAACAACUACUGUUUCAUUCAAUUGGAGUGAGUUUGGGACCAGAAGACAUAUUACUACAAUAAGCCUUAAUUGCACUUCAUACACUGCACCACCAAUUACAAAUAAUUAUACAUGGAAUCAGUUAAAACCUGGAACUCUGUAUAAUUUCUCUUUGGAAUUCAAACAAGUGCAUCAUUCAGGACUGUCCUUGACACAAGUAUUUUAUAUUAUGAUUGAAACAGCAUCAUGCCCUCUUGGCUGGGUAGGAUUACUCUAUAGUUGCUACUGGAUCGGAAAAGAUUACAAAAGCUGGAAAGAUGCAUCACAUUUUUGUGAAUCAGCAGUUAAUAAAGCUCAUCUUAUUGAUGUCAAUACCGAAGAAGAACAUAAGCUUAUCUCUUCAUACCUGAGGUCAUUGAAUGAUCUCAGCAUGUUAUGGACUGGUCUAAAUGACAUUAAGGCAGAAACUGACCUUCAGUGGACUAAUGCAUCUCCCUAUAAUUUAAGCAUUAUUUUGUGGCAGACUUUGCCAUUGAAUGAAAGUGAUUGCUAUGCAUUACAGCUGAAUCCAUUGGGCCCAGACUAUGUGUUUACAGGGCUGUUCUGCUUCCUGUCUCUGCCGUAUAUUUGUGAAUAUGAAGCCUUAGUUCUUCCAAAGACUGUCAAACUAAAAUUAGAAGCUGCUAAUGAAAAUGAAGCCACCGUUGUUUGGGAUGAGUUGAAGGAUUUAUUCACCUCAAGGUCUGAACUAUUUAUUUGGUUCCAAACUGUUUCUGGUGGAAGAAAACAGUAUUCCCACGCUAUAUUACUAAAUAUGACUAAAGCAACUGUUCCUGGGCUGCAUCCUGGAAACGAAUACUAUUUUGCAUUAACGAUGAGAGAUGGCACAGGUGCUCAAAGUACACUUACUCCAAUUUUGAGUGUAAAAACAAGACCCAAUCCACCAAAAAAUAUUACUCUUGGAAAAGUGUCAUCCACUGCAGUAGAGGUGCUUUGGAGUCCUCCAGCUGAAUCAGAGAAUGCAUCAUUUCAUCACUAUCUUGUUAGUUAUAUGGUAUUUGGAUCAAAAAGUCAAGGAACUGAAAAUGUUAAAGGGGACAGAACAUCCUUGGUACUCGGAAAUCUCAAACCAUCCCACUCAUACAAAUUUUAUGUACAGACAGUGGCUGAAGGAGGAUCACUAAGUUGUGCUGAAGGACCAUUGCUUGCAAAUACAGCCCCUAGCCCUCCAGUCCGUAUUUACAUUGACAACACUGAUGUUUGGGAGAACAGAAUCAUUGUGCACUGGGAGCCACCGUUAGAAGGAAGUGAUGAAUACUAUCUACAAAUAAAACUAAGCAAUGGCAACAAUGAAGUAAAACAAUAUUCAGUGACAAAUGCAAUGGUAUUUCAAUUUGAUUUUCUAAUCCCGGGUGUCACAUAUGACAUUGAGGUGAUGGCAAUAAAGAGUGGGAAGAGAAGCGAACCAAAAAUUAUUACACAAACUACAAAGCCUAACCCAAUUGAAAUUGUUGCUCCCAUUGAUAUUCAGACUCACUCAGCUGUGCUCUAUAUUGGAAUGCCAAAAGUUGGCUUAUUUGAUGGAAUUAUUGUUAUGUAUGAAAAUGGAAAUGAAAGGAUGCCUAUAAAGAGCAUUCAUGUUAAUAAAACCCUAGAAAACCUGACACCAGGCAAAGAAUAUAACUUUGCUGUUUAUACAACUUGUGGCAACAUGAGGAGCAAAGCCUACAGAGUUCCUGUCGUGAAAACAUGUUUGGCACCACCCACUAAUUUACGUGAAGGAAUAGUCACAGAAACAUCACUAGAAUUACUGUGGGAUAAAGCAGAAGGCCAUUUCUACCAAUACGAAGUGCACUGUCUAAACUGUGAUACCCAGCUUGUGGUUCAAAAGGUUGACCAGGAGUGUGCAGUGUUUAAACACCUGAUCCCAGGAAAGCUGCAUAAUAUUUCACUUCGGACGGAAAAGGAAGGCUUUCGAGAUAGCAAACCAGUGAAAAAAUUAAUACGUACAAUGCCGAGUCCAGUGGCGUAUUUGAAUUAUAACAAGACUUCUCAAUCAGUAACUGUCAGCUGGCCUCAAGCUGCUCAUGUAUUUGAUGGAUAUAAUCUUACAUUAUCCAGCAAAACAAUCCACCAGGUUGUCAGCAUUCCUUUCACUCACUCACGAACAUAUCGUUAUGUCAAGCUGUUACCAGGUACCAUCUAUUUCAUAAGUAUUGAGACCACAAGUUCAACAAAGAAGAGCCAUCCCACUACCAUCAAUGUUACAACAAUUCCAGAACCUCCUGUGGACUUGCAGUUUGUUGAACAGGAUGAGUACUCGGUGUACCUAUUUUGGAAGCCUCCAAGAGGCAAUUUUGAUAUUUUUGAGUUAUCGUACCAUUUAUCUGGAAUCAGUGUAAAUGUAUAUAGAACAACACUACGUGGCAACAAUUUCAAGAUCAAAGGUCUCAUUUCAGGAGUGGAAUAUGUAUUUCAAAUAAAAACAAUUAAAGGGACAGAUGAGAGUGAAAUAGUUGAGAAAAGGCUAAAAACAAAACCUGAAAGGCCUCAACUUCUGGAAGUUUCAAAUAUUUUACCAACAGCAUUUACUUUAUACUGGAGAGCGCCUAUUGGACAUGUUGAUUAUUAUAAAGUUGUUCUCAUUCCUGAUCAAGGCUUCAUUAAUGUCACAGACCUUGGGGAUGGCAAUUUCAAGGCUGAUGUUUCUGAUGCUACCCCAGGUAUGCAAUACACCGUCACAGUUUCCUCAAUUUCUUCAUCUCUUAGUAAAUCUGUCAGCAGAUCACUUAUAACACAUGAAACAAAACCAGCUUCUCCAGAUGGUCUUACAGUAGGCCCCAUUGGAGCUACAGCUAUAAUGUUGGCAUGGAGCUUACCUUCUCGUCCAAAUGGAAGAAUUUUAUCCUACAGAGUAGAGUACAAAGAGGUUUGUCCUGUACAGCAAGCCAACUUUAUCCAAGUUUCAACAAAUGCAGAUACUCCUGAAUUUCUUCUUAAUAAUCUGAAACCAGGGACAGCUUAUAAGAUUCGGAUUGCAGCUGAAAACAGUGCUGGCAUUGGAGCUUUCAGCACUUUUCGGAAAGUUUUAACUGCAGAAAGUGCUCCAGGUCCAGUUUCAUCUCUUACUGCAACCGUAAUCAACCAUACAACUGCUAAUGUGACAUGGUUACUACCUAAACGACCAAAUGGGAAAAUUACAUAUUUCAGUAUAAUUAUAAAGUCUGUAAGAAGUGGACAUAUAUCAAAGAAUAUAUCAGUGAAUGCCGAUACCCUUUUCCCAAACACAUUACCACAAUGUGAGGAUGAUAGUUCGACAGGCACCACUCCCGCAACAUUGGUUUCAUCUACUCCACCGACCAGUGAUGCAUUUUUAACAGCCACACCAGAAAGUCUAAUAGAAAACCACACAUCCGUUGAGUUUGCCAGCAUUAUGGUGGAUCAGCUGAAACCAUACACCACCUAUCUGUGCGAAGUAUCUGCCUUUACAAAAGAGGGAGAAGGCCAAACAGCAAGUACUCUCUUUAGAACUCCAGAAUGGCUUCCAGAAGACUCACCUCAAAACCUAAUUGUAAGCAAGGUUACAUCAAAGUCAUUCCUAAUUAAUUGGGAUCCACCUUCAGCAGUUACAGGAAGAUUCUCUUACAGAGUUGAGCUCAAUGGCCCAUUUGGGAAAAUAUCACAGAACAGCACCAGAGGGAUGAUGUUCUUCUUUAUGAACCUGCUGCCAUUUACAAGAUAUGAAGUGUUUGUAACUGCCGAGACAGUGGUUGGACUUGGACCAAAAGCCAGUGUUGAAAUCACGACAUCAUCGGAAGUUCCAGGCGAAGUAUUUGAUUUAAAAGCAACAAAAGUUGAAGCCAAGUCUGCAAAAUUAGAAUGGGGAAAGCCUCGCCAACCAAAUGGAAUUAUUAUCCAGUAUCAAAUCAGUGUCUUUCUAAAGGAGUCUCAAAUAUCUAUACAAAAUAUAAUCUUGACAGAAAACCAUCAGAAUAUGAAUAUGGAAAACUCUACUGAACCAAAACAUCCUGGUAUGUUGGUUACAGAUGCCACUACAUUGACUUCAAAAACUGAUGCAAUAUUUACAGACUUGGAUGAAGGCUCUGCUGAGCUGAUUUCUGAUUCCUCAUCGUUAGAGCCUGCAGUGACUUCAUCAGCCUUCUCACCAGCUGAGGCACUAAUCCCUGUUAGUUCAGAAUUGCCUGAGACAGCAACUGUACAUGAAAAAAGCAUGACUGCAUCUGUGCCUGAUCAACCAAUAUCAUUUGCACUAAUUUAUUCUAAAACUUCACCGCCUAGUACUGCACACUCAAUAGCUGCUACUGGAUUCACUGAAUUAUUUACUAAACCAACAGACUCUAGUUCCUUGGGGCCCUUUGAGUCUCAUCCUACAAUCAACAUGACUCUCAAGUUGAGAUCAGUGUUGCAUAGGAGAUCAGUUACUGCAGUUGUUAAGGCAGGUGAAAUUUCCCUGACUUCAAGUGCUUCACCAUUUCCUCCUCAGUGGAGGCUUCCGGCUAAUGGCCUUCAAAAUACCACUGAGAGUGAAAGCAGUCUCCAGGUCAUUGACCAUACAUCUGAGCAGCUGUCAUAUGUUGUAAAAGAACUUGUACCUUAUACUGAGUACGUUAUCAGAGUAUCAGCAUUCACUAUUGUUGGAGAAGGACCACCAACCAACAUUUCCUUAAAGACACAAGAAUAUGUGCCAAGUUCAGUGCAGAAUGUAACAUAUCAAAAUAUCACUUCUACAUCUAUUCUGAUAUUAUGGGACCCACCUGCUAUUUCGAAUGGCAUCAUAACUCAUUACACUAUCUAUGCUGUGGAGAAAGGCACAAAUGAAGCAUUUCAAAAGGUUGUGAUGAGUAACAACAUUACUCUAACAGCUUUAAAAAAAUUUACGGACUACAAGAUGAGGGUAACAGCAUCAACCUCUGUAGGGGAAAGCUCAGUCUCUGAUAAAGAUGAUAUUUUUGUGCGAACUCUUGAAGAUGAACCAGAAACACCACCUGAAAACUUAACCUUCCAAAAUGUAACUGAAACAUCUGCAUACUUAGGCUGGUCACCUCCAGAGAAACCCAAUGGAAUUAUUAUAUACUAUGAAGUUACAUACACCAAUUAUACAGACUCAGUAACGACGAACAGUUCAGAAACAAACAUUUACCUAGAAAACCUAAAGAAAUUUUCUUCCUAUAAUGUCUCUGUUAAAGCAUAUACCAAGUACGGCCAUGGGAAUCAAACCUCUCCAAUUGCGCUCUUGGUGACAAAACAUGAUGUUCCAGAUAGUGCACCUCAAAAUAUCACGUACAUUUUUCACACUCCUUCUGAGGUUGAAAUAUCCUUUCUUCCACCACCAACUCCUAAUGGAAUUAUUCAGUUCUAUACACUGUACCUUGGAGCUCAAAACAGUAGUGAUAUGCUGAUUACAAACAGUACGAAUUUAACCAUCACUAUCACAGGUUUAAAAGCUAAUGAAAAGUAUUCCAUAAAAAUUUCUGCAAGCACAAGCAAAGGUGAAGGAAUUCAAAGUCAACCAGUGUACAUUUUAAUUGGAGAAGGUGUGCCUGGCUCUCCUCCGCAAUCAGUUAAAACAAACCAGUUAUCCGCUACCACUGUACUUCUGUCAUGGAAACCUCCUCUGGAACCAAAUGGAGUGAUUCUGUAUUACACAAUCUAUGUUUGGAGCACAACAACACAACUCGUUUUAAACGAGACUGAAACAUCUGUACUGCUGAAAAACCUGGACAAUAAUACUGAAUAUUAUGCUUUUGUAACAGCAAGUACAAGGCUAGGUGAUGGAGGGAUGAAAAGUAAUAAUGUCACAUUUCGAACAUCUGAGAAUUCAAGGAUCCCUGAAGGCACUAUCUCCUAUGUCAACAAAAGUUCCACUUCUGUUCAAGUAUUUUGGAACCUUUCUUCCAAAGCAACCGGAUAUGUUCAAUAUUACACAAUUCACUACAGGAAUACGUCUGCUGUUUUUACUCAGAACAUAACAGAUAUUGAUCAAACAAGUCUUAGUGAAAAUGCAAAUGUGACAAUACUUUUGAUUAAUUUGGCAAAAUUCAGCCAUUAUGAAAUAUGGAUGACUGCCUCCAAUAUGCUGGCAGAUGAAAUUCAGAUAAGUGAAUUGAUCCAUGUGUACACUGAUGAAGAUGUACCAUCAGCUCCUCCACUAGAUUUGAUGAUAGUAAACUAUACAGCAGAUUCUGUCUUGGUUAGCUGGAAACCGAGUCCUAUGCCAAAUGGUAUUGUGCAGUUCUACAGUUUUAAAAUAAUUGACAACACAAAAGAAAGCACAUAUAUUAUGAAUACGACAGCAUUAUAUCAUGAAGCAUCUCUCACUGGCUUUGAACCAUUGCAUGAAUAUCAUAUCAGUGUGUCGGCUUUUACGAAAGUGGGAAAUGGAGAUCAAUUUAGUAACGUAGUCAUUUUCAAAAUAAAUGAAUCAGUUCCAGAUACUAUUCAAAAUCUUCAGUGCAAUGCAUCAAGUUGGCAGUCAGUCAUUGUUGAGUGGGAUCCUCCAUUAAAAUCAGAUGGAAUGAUCAUCAAUUAUGCACUUGUGUUUGAAAAUUAUGUUCAAACCGUCGCUGACAGUGAUCGUGUACAUACCUUUAGUGGGCUGCUAUCAAAUACAUCCUAUCAGUUCAGUGUAAUGGCUGUUAGCUCUGUGGGCCGAGGCGAAAGCGAAAACUGUACUGUGACUACAUUAUUGGAAUCAGUUCCAAGUGCUCCUAAGAAUCUAGAGAUAAUUGGCGUUCAAUCAACCUAUGUUAUUUUGAAGUGGACACAUCCUGAUAUUAUCCCUGGGUAUUUAAGGCUUUUCAGGAUUAUUAUACAACUACGCUCUGCAUUGUGCAUGAACUGGGAUACUCAAGGAUGCCUUGAAGCUGAGAAAACUCAAGAUCAUAACAUUGAUAAUGAUAAUUACACCAUGGAGGCAAUUGUACAUGGAUUAAAGAAAUUCCGAUGGUACAGAUUUAGGGUUGCUGCCAGUACUAAUGCUGGAUUUGGCAACUAUUCAGCUUGGAUGGCUACAAAAACAGCUGUUGGCUAUCCAGACAGACCUCCUGAAAAUGUUACUGUUACAGUAAAAUCCUCUGACACCAUUGAGAUUAGCUGGGGAGAGCCUGCAAUUUUCACUGGUCCAACGUCUUAUCUAAUAGAUGUAACAAUGGUAGGCAGUGAGGACUUCAACAUGACCAUUCUUAGAUCAGAGAAACAGAACAAAAUGUGCGAGGUAUCUGGUUUGAAGCCAUUCACAAAAUACUCUGUCGUCAUUGUAGCAUUUACAGAUAGAGAGGAAGAUGCCCGAAUACAUGGCAAAGCCAGUGAGCCAAUCAUUGUUCGGACGCUUGAGGCUUUGCCUCAAGACGCACCACAGAAUUUUAACCUUCAAAAGAUACCUGACGAAGUGACAAUGGUUUAUGUAUCUUUUUUGCCACCAUCUCUGCCAAAUGGUAUUGUUCAGGUAUACCAAGCGAUUAUUGAUAAAGAAGGAGAAACAUUUGAACGCCAUGUAAGCAAUCUGAAAAUUGUUAAAAACAAUCAAUCACUGACUGCUGUCAUAGAAGGGUUAAAAGGUGGAAAUACAUACAUCAUACGGGUCCGUGCUGUAAAUGGAGCUGGUGCUGGGCCACAAACAUUAGAACAGAAAGUAACUAUGGAUGUGAAAGCUCCACCAAAACCUACUUUUAAACCAGCUGUUGCUUUAGACAAAAAUGGAGCAUUACAGGUCACUUCUACAACUAUGACUAUCAGAAUGCCUGUAUGUUAUUUCACAGAUGAACAUGGUUCCAUCAAAAAAAUACAAGUAAUAGUGACUGAAAUAAGAGCUAUGAAUGACGUAAAUAUUUCUACGUGGUAUGAUGCUUAUGUAAGAAAACCAAAACCAUAUUUUACAAAUGAAGGAUUUCAAAAUCCACACUGCAGUGAAACAAAUACAUAUCAACAGAAUACUAUUGAAGAAACAUACACCAUUGGAAGUGAAAAAUCAUGCCAACAAAAUAUAGAUAAAAUUUGCAACGGACCAUUAAAACAUGAUAAACAGUACUUAUUCAAGUUCAGAGCAACAAACUUUCAAAGACAAUUUACUGAUUCAGAUUACUCUGAUCCAGUCAAGACCCUCGCUGAAGGUCUAUCAGGAAGGACAAUUGAAAUAAUACUUGCAGUGACAUUGUGUGUGCUUUCUGUCGCUCUCCUUGUGAUAGCUGCUUAUGUAAUUGCGAGAAUAAGACAGAAACAGAAGGAAGGAGGCACAUAUUCUCCAAGGGAUGCAGAAAUUGUUGACACUAAAUUCAAACUGGACCAGAUGAUUGCGGUGACUGACCUGGAACUAAAGGAGGAGAAGUUGACACGUUAUUCCUCGAUAUUCUUUAGACGCAAGGAAAUGUAUGUCAUCCAAUUACUCAGUUAUAGGAAAUCUCUCAAGCCCAUUAGCAAGAAGUCAUUCUUGCAGCAUGUGGAAGAUCUGUGUAUUAACAACAACCUGAAGUUUCAAGAAGAAUUUUCGGAGCUCCCCAAGCUGGAUCAGGAACUUACAUCAUCUGAUGCUGACUUGCCCUGGAAUCGAACCAAGAAUCGCUUUGCAAAUAUAAAGCCAUAUAAUAAUAAUCGGGUGAAACUCAUGCUUGAGGCUGGUGUUCCAGGGUCUGAUUUCAUCAAUGCUAGCUAUGUUGCAGGUUACUUAUGUCCAAAUGAGUUUAUCGCUACUCAAGGUCCAUUACCAGGAACAGUAGCAGAUUUUUGGAGGAUGAUUUGGGAAACAAGAACUCAGUCCAUAGUCAUGUUGACACAUUGUUUUGAAAAGGGCAGAAUUAGAUGUCACCAGUAUUGGCCUGAGGACAACAAGCCGGUAACUGUGUUUGGGGAUAUUGUAAUUACUAAACUAGCAGAAGAUAUUCAGGCAGAUUGGACUAUCCGAGAACUGAAAAUUGAAAAGUAUGGUGAUUAUACGAUGGUGACUCAUUUCAACUUUACUUCAUGGCCUGAACAUGGUGUUCCUGAGACCUGUAUACCUCUGAUGCAUUUUGUGAAGCUAGUUCGAGCAAACAGGGCCAAUGAUAAUACACCUAUUGUUGUGCAUUGCAGUGCUGGAGUAGGAAGGACAGGUGUCUUCAUUGCACUUGACCACCUUAUACAGCAUGUGAACCACCAUGACUUUGUGGACAUCUUUGGAUUUGUGGCAGAGUUAAGAAGUGAACGAAUGUGCAUGGUUCAGAACUUGGCUCAGUACAUGUUCUUACAUCAAUGUGCUUUGGAGCUAUUGAAUAACAAAGGAACCAAUCGAGCACUGUGGUUUGUAAAUUAUGCUGCUUUGCAAAAAAUGGACUCGCUAGAUACAAUGGAAGGUGAUGUGGAAUUGGAGUGGGAGGAAACAACCAUGUAAUUCUCAGACACUGCGGCAAGUUGUUAAGACGCUUACACUAAAUUCAUUUCAAAGGGGUCUUGCAGCACAGUGUUAGUGCUGUUACCGCUAGACCAGGAGGCCUGGGUUCAAACCCUACCUACUCCAGAGCUGUGUAACAUCCCUGAAUAUGUUGAUUGUAAAUAUUUAAAUCAUUUCAGGAAAUUAACUUAGAAACUUUUGUAUCUCCGGCCCACAUUAGGGCCUUGAUUUUACUAUGCUGCUUAUUUUUGCUCUUUUAUAUCUUAUUGCAUUUUUUUCAUUGUAAAGUGAGCCAAAUAAGUCGUAAAGUUUUAUUUUUCAUGACACUGUUGCUUUUGCUGUGCAUAUUUUAGAUAGUAGUGUGUAAUUUUAUGUGUAAGUAUGUUUGGUUUGGAAGUAAAUAUAAAUUUGAGUUCUGUGUAUUAUUUUAAUCACCAAAGUUUUAUUGUGACUUUUGAAUUAUCUCCACUCCUGAUCCAAUUGGCUCCCUUUGGCUUCUGUAGCUGAACUCUGUGCACACUGGCAGAAUAGUCUAUGGUCCAGAACAGCUGAACACUCACCCCUCUGACACCAUAGAAAUUAAUCUCCCAGUGCAAUUCAGACUGUGGGUCUUCAGGCACACUGUACUAUAUACACAUGCUACUUUGUACCAAUUCAAACAAAGCUUUCUGGUUGGCCCUUGUUUUUAUCUGGAUGUACUUCCAUUCUGUAAUUUUAAUUUUCCUUUUGUUGAAGUGAAGGAAAAAAAACCUGCUUUGAGAAACUAAUCCAUUUAAAAAUUUGCUUGCAUUGAGGACCGAGCAUAAUAUCAAGCAAUCGAAGUGUAAAUCUGACAACUGCGUGUAAAUUAUACCAUACAAAUUUAUAUAAGACUUUGAGUCAGGAAAAUGUUUAAAUAUUAUUUAUUUUAAAAGAAGGUUUGUACCUGACGAUACGUAAUGGAGGUCUAAUGUAUAUAUUUGCUUGAAUUCUUUCUCUCUAUUUUAACGUAAGUGUGAAGUUGUUCAUUUUAUCUUGCUGGAAAGAGACAAGUAACCCAAAGCUUUCUAUCUUUUAUUUUCAGAAUUGAAAGAAUGCCACAUUUCAGACAAUCAUGUCAAUUUAUACCACAAUGGAAAGAUUUUCUUAUUUGUUGGUAGAUUGACCCUGAUUUUGACCCUGAUUGGUUGAGGCAUUAUCAUGGUGCUAGAAAUGGAGAACUGUAGACGACUCAUGCUUCCAAAUAUUCAGAAGCAGCUCAAGCAUUUUACACAUUCCUUUCAUUUGUAAGGGAUGGUUGCCUGUGAUGGAAUAUAUGUCUCUUUGUAUGAGCAAUAUCACUUAAAGUCAUGACUGAGCAACGAGUUAAUUUGACCAACAAGCUAACAAAGCCGUUUCAUGCUGUUAUGAUGCUGUGGUGACAAGAGUGGAAUUAUCCACUUUUAGGAUGCUGCCAUCAAUCCAAACAGAUAUUCAGCUCAUCGCACAAUAAUGCAACUUCACAUAUGAAUUUCAGUUGCCAGUGUGAUACUACAUCCGUAGAUUGUGUAGUGCAACAAUUAGUUGAUCAAAAGGCUAAUUAACUAUAUUUAAUGAACAAAGUUGAAAAUUGCAUUAUAUCAAAGAAAUUGGCUUAUAAAGAUGCCAGAGAUGGUGGUAAACCUGAAGAUUGGGAGUAGCAUAUGCCCUACCAUAGGUGGAGAAGAAGCUGAUAAGGAAAGAGAAAAGAGAAUAUGAAAGUAAGCUAGUAAGAAACAGAAAUGUGUGCUGUUGAUAUGUGAAAGGGAAAGGAUUAACAAGGACAAGUGAGGGCCCAAUACAAGUAGAGACAGAAGAAUUUCUAGUGGCAAGCAAGAAAAUGGAAAAUAAACGAGGUAUUUCUUACCUUCUGUCUUCAAAAAAGAUAAGAUAGAAUCUCCAGAAAUACAAGUCAACUAAGUGACUUUAUAAACAGAGGAAUAAAAAGAAAUUAGUAUUAGUAAAGAGGCAGUACUUGAAAAGGUUUCUGGAUUGGGGGUGAUAAAUCUUCUGGAUCAGGUGCGCCUAAUUCUAGAGUUUGGAAGGAAGUAGCUGUAGAGAAAUUAGAAGCGUUGGUGGUUACCUUUCAUAAUUCAUUACUGUUGCCUGUGCUUUGGACACUGGCAAGUUUAUACGUAAACUUGUUUUAUUUGGGGAAUACUUGUGAGACAAACAAAAAUGUUACAAUUUUAUUCACAAAAUGCACGAAAAACACAAAAGGAGCUGGAUGGCCAAAUGUUACUGUAAACCCUGCUCUUUCAUUAUAAAACUCUAGAUUCUUAUAUUAAUUUCACUACCAAUUGCAACAUUAAGUCUUUGUUGAAAUCCUUGUCAAAGCUACUACUGGCUACCAGAUGGCCAUGCUGUAUAGUUGGCUUUGAUGAACUUGGUGAAGAUUGGUCCCACAUGUGGUCAUCUUUUCCGUCUCUCUCCAAGUAGCUGGAGGUCCACUGCAUUGAGUCUUCUUUGAGGGAAUAGUCACCAGAUUUCCCUUCUUCUUAUCACUCUUUUAGCCAAGUGAUCUUCUUGAUCAUAGUGCAUCCAAAGGGAUCCCCAAUACCAGUUAUGAAAGACUCUGGGCAUUCCAUUGGCAUCCAUUCUCUGAUGUUUUAAGGUUAUAACCCUCCCCAAACAUGAUCAUGGCAGGAACCCAGGGCUUUGGUGAGUCUGGUCAAAACUCUAAUAGAUAAACCGGUCUUGCUUUCCAUGGUAAGUUUGGUUUAUCCUUGUCUGCCUUUGUCUUAAGCAGAUGCUUUGUGCUUGACAUGUCCUGAAAGUUCCAUUGGGCUGGGUACUCAAAGGUUGCCAAUUCUUUUUUGGGGCCUAGCUGUUCAGGACGUGUGCUGUCUGGCCACAAUAGAUUCUGGGAAAAAUCCCUACUGACUUGAAGGUAGUAAUUGUAACCCCACUACCUAAGAAGGGAGGAAGAAAGAGAAUAAAGAACAACCAGCCUUUAGCUUUGCCAAAUAUUAAAAUCAAUUGUAGAGAUGUGACAACAGAACUUUCAGGGAAUAUUUGUAAAAUUGGACAGAGUCAACAUGGAUUUAUAAAAAUGGACAUCAUGUUUGAAAAAGCUGUCAGAGUUUUUUUUAUGACAGUGUUACUUGUAGCAUUAAUACCAAAGAAUCAGAUUUUCAGAAGGCUUUUGCUGAGAUUCCACACGGGGGCUGGUAAGUAAAAUUAGAGCUCAUGAGUUUGGUGGGAAUAAUAUUACUGUGGAUUGGGAAUUGUAAGAAAUCAGCAGAGAGUAGGAAUAAAUAGGAUCAUUCUCAGGAUGGCAGGUUGUUACAAGUGGAAUACUGCAAAUUCAGGAUUGGGUCGACAACUGUUCACAAUCUAUUUGGUUGUAUUUGGACCUUUUGCAAUAUUUCCAAACCUUGUGAUGGCACCAAACUGGGUAGGGGUCAGAAGAUGUGAAAAGGAUACAAGCAGGCUUUGAGGACUUGGACAGGUUUAGUGAAUGGUCUAAAACAUGGCAGAUGUAAUAUAGCGCAAAUAAAUGUGAGCUUCUUCACUUUUGUAGAAAAACAGAAAGGUAAAAUAUUUCUUAUCUGUUAAAUACUAAGUAUAGUUAUCCAAAGAAAUCCAGCUGUUCUUUUAAAUGGUUCACUAAUUGUAGCAGGCAAGUGCCUAAAACAAUCAGGAAAGCAAAUGAUAUGUUGACACGAUGUGUUGGCAAGGAGAUUUCAAUUCAGAAACAAAGGUAUCUUGCUGCAGUUGUAUAGAGCAUUGGUGAAGUCACACCUGGAGUAUAGUGUAUAGUUUGGUCUCCUUAUCCAAAGAAGGAUAUUCUUACCAUUGAGUGAAUUCAAAGGAGGUUCACCAAAUUAACUCCUGGAAUGGUGAGAAUCUUUUAUGAGGAGACACUGAGGAAACUAGGUCUGUAUUUUUCAGAGAUAACAGUGUCAUGCUGGAGGAACACAUUGGCAGUUCUUACGAUCUCUGUAUAUUUUAGAAUUGUGAAGAGUGAAAUCCCAUUCAAAAUCACAAAAUUCUUCCAGUUCUUGACAUGGUAGAUAUAAAUAGGAUGUUCCCCUGGUGGUGACAUCAGAACCAAUGACAUCAUCUUAGGGUAAGAUAUUUAAAAGGAGGUGAGGAGGGAUUUCCUCACUUAGAUUGGUGAAUGUUUGGAGUUCUCUUCGCCAGAAAACUGCAGAAGUUCAAUCAUAAAGUAGAAAGAUAGAAAUCAAUAGAUUUCCAGAGACAAAUGACAUUCAGGAAUGUGGUUGAAAUGGUAGGAGAUCAGCCAUGAUUUAACUGAAUGACAAUGCAGGGUUGAUUGUCUAAAUGGCCUACUGCUGUACCUAUGGCUGUUCAUGAUCGACAGAUUAUAAACUAUUACUCCACAAGCCAGCACUUGCAAAUCCCAGAACAAAAUAUAUUCUUUUAGAUGUGAUCCAUGCUUGGCAGCACUUAUGAACAUUCCUUACUGGACCAUUAACUACAGUAACAACUAAUUUUUGGGAAUCAGUUAAAAUUGUAACAUGAAAUUUUUAUAUUUGACAGGUGACAUGAAUUCAUAUGCAGGGACCCAUUCCUAACAAAACGUUCAAGUCUUGAAGAAGUCAUUGGACUUGAAAUGUUAACUGAAUUUCUCGCUGCACAGAUGAUGCCUGACCUGCUGAGUUUCUCUUGCACUUUGUGUCUUGUGCCUGUUUUGAACUACCUAGAAGCAUGAGAAGCUUAUAGUUUCCGCAUUGCUCUUUCAAUGGCAAUGCUUUAGCUUGUCAGAAUUGACUUGCUAACCAGACAGCUUUUCUCCUUAGUAUAAAUAAUUAUGAUAAUUUGAAAUUUGGCAUUCUUGUAUUUGCCCUAAUCAAUAAGAGCUGAAAAGCUUCUGCAACAUGUCUGUCUUUGCAGCAAUUUGUUUUAGAUGAUUUGAGUAAAUUUUAGAAGGACAAGCUAAGCAUUCCUAUGCUAGUAACCGAGAUGUAAUUUCAGAACCUAUAUUAGUUGAGCUCCUGUGGCUUUGCUCAUGGACCAAAAAAUAUUUUGUCUCCCAUUUCCUUUAGAGAAUCACAUACUUCCCUUCCAUACUUCAAUUCCUUUCAACUUACACGAAGUAAAAGUGUUUUAUUUAUUUUGUAUUGCUGUUCCUAUAAUUAAACAUACUUCAUUGCACUCGCUGGAAGUAUUUUAGCCCUACAUGUGUAAAUGCAGCUACAUGACUAAAGUUAUGAAUGUGAUUGACAGGCUAACAACUGCUAUGAGCUAUGCCACUCAGCAUCCCACAAUGGGCUUCUUCUAUGUGCUACUGUGAAACUGAGAUCAUCAUAAUAAUAGAAUAAUUGUUAAUGCGUGAAACUUAUUUUUUGUUCUUUCAUUAUCUGUUAUUUGUACAUUCUCAAACUAUCACACAAUUACAGAUUGAAUAUUUUUUAAAAUGUUAUAAUUUAGGUAACUCCAUAUGUUUUUUUUAUGACUGAUCACACAGGCCCUGUUAAUAAGUAUUUAAUCUUGAAAUGAAUAGACCAUACCAUACUCAACAAAUAAAGAAAAAUUGCAUGACACUAAAUUGUUUUCGCUCAAUGCAGAAUGCUCAGAUUUAUAAAAAUUAAAGGAUUCUUUAGUAGGAAGAUGCAAAUUUAAAUCUCAAAUGAUUAUGUUGCAUCAUUGGAACAUUUUCCGAUUUUGUUUUAAGAACAUUACUAUUUAAUAGCAUUCUAUUCAUGGUAUUGUUGUUUCAUUACCUAAUGAUAGGCAAACACUACAAUAUAUAAUUUGCAGUAUCUUAAAUCAUAAAUAUUGUAUGUGAAAUACAAAGUACUGUAGUAAAACAAAAAUUGUGAAAAUAAUGGUGUUAUUCACUGCCCAAAACAUAACAUGUAAUUGAAGCAUUAAAUUAAGAAAUAUAUGGUUUGACAAUGUGAUUUGAUGGUGUUUGCUACAAAUACUGUAGUUUCUGUGGGCCUUAAACAUCAUGGGGCACAAUCAUUGCUGUAGGAUAUCUAACAAAGGAAGAACAUGGGCCAACAUCAAGAGGAAGUUAAUAUCACAAUAAGAUGAAGACAUAGCAGCCAGGAAAAGAUUUAGUUGUGAAUUCCUAAGCUUAAUUUCUAAUCAAAUUGUUCCAUCAUUUCUUAAUAACCAUUCAUCAAUAGCUGCAUUAGGAAUAUAGUGAAUUAUGCUAUAAUCAACUCGGUGCCCUAAUGCUAUAUCUAUUUCAUACAAUAGAACCCCUGCAGCGUGUAGGCAAGCCAUUCAGCCCAUCGAGUCCACACCGACCCUCUGAAGAGCAUCUCACUCAGACUCACACUCACCCCCCCUUACUGUAUCCUUGUAACCCCACAUUUCCUUUGGCCAGUCCAGCUAGUUUGCACAUCCCUGGACACAAGGGCAAUUUAGCAUGGCCAAUUCACCUAACCUGCACAUCUUUGGAGUGUGGGAGGCAACCAGAGUGCCCUGAGGAAACCCACGCAGACAAGUCUUUCACACCUGUAUGCUGAGUUAUAGCUCAUUGAGGAUGAGUUGUUCAUGGAUCAUCUUCCACAUUUUAGGUAGUAUUCUAUUAUUCAUGACUCUGCAGGACUUAAAAGUUUUGAUUGAAAAUGUUGGUUAUAUGAGUAUUUUGCUUUGUAUGUCUUUUGCUGCUUACUAUACAUGCCAUGUCAUGUAGUGUUACAGAUUCACCAGUUUGUCACCUUUGUUUGGGUAUGCCUGGUGUCUCUCCUGGCAUACUCUCCCAGCAGAAAACAAAAAUAUGCUGGAGAUCACAGCAGGAGAGGCAGCAUUCAUGUAGAGAAGCACGUUAACAUUUUGAGCCUCGAUGACUGUUCAUCAGAGCUCAUGCUCUGGUGAUGGUAGUGAUAGAAGGAGGCUUUGUUCAUAAUAUAGUAAGUGAUAUAUCAGGCCACAAUAUUACAGAUUAUGGUUGAAUAUAAUUCUGCUGCUGAUGAUGGUCCAGCACCUUCAUGAUUCAAAAGUUGAUGAUGGUUCUGGAAACCUCCAGUAAUUACAAGGACAUAUUCUAAAUAGAUCAAGCCUAGUGUGAUUUCAUACUUGUUGAAAACACAGUAAGACAAGGCAAAGACAAAAAUAGACUUUCAUCUCUGAACCCAGGCUAGUAACAAAGUGAGAGUCUUGCACACCUCUGGAGCAGGUGGGACUCAAACCCAGGUCUAUAUUUCAGGGACACUACCUCUGCACCACAAGAGGACCCUUGACCUUCCUUAUACUUGUGGAGGUGUUAAUAGCCUCAGCUGUCUCCUCAGGUAAGCAAUGGUUUCUUGGCCAGAGGGAUUGAUACUAAUUGAUAAAUUGAAACAGGCUUAUUUGCAAACCAUGUCUCAGGCCCAAAACUCCCCUGGUCUUUGGAAAGCUUUACCUGUAAGUUUCUGAAGCCUUGUCUCAGUCUCCUAACCUGCCAGUACCAUCUAGUUUAUUUUUUUUAACCCCUGCAAUUGACUUGAGUCUUCAAGACCAUUGACAGUCAGCCUGUCUCAAGGCUAAAAACUAAGCCUGCCCCACAUCCAAGUCAACUCCUUUGGAAAAUUUCUGAACAAAACCUGACAUUUGACUGAAAAGUGUCUGAGGUUUUGCCAACUUAAUUUUUCUAUGUCUUCAGCAACUUUAAAAGGAAUUCUGCACCUCCUGUCUGGCUGAACCCACCUGAGUCUGAGCUCAACAACAACAACAACAACAAAACAAAGUUGCUGGAAAAGCUCAGCAGGUCUGGCAGCAUCUGUGGAGGAGAAAGCAGAAUUAAUGUUUCAGGUCCGGUGACCCUUCCUCAGAACUGAGCUCCUUCAGAGAAAGAAUCUUCACUGGACACUAACUUUCUGGACUCGGACAAUCAUGUGAAAUAAUAUUUAUGCCU
Messenger RNA from Stegostoma tigrinum, 17902 nucleotides. RefSeq names its product protein tyrosine phosphatase receptor type Q (gene ptprq). The coding region runs from base 622 to 10089 and encodes 3155 amino acids. The record is from RefSeq and is a predicted model, not a curated record. NCBI's taxonomy places the organism in Eukaryota, Metazoa, Chordata, Chondrichthyes, Orectolobiformes, Stegostomatidae. Gene Ontology annotation, molecular function: protein tyrosine phosphatase activity; protein binding. Gene Ontology annotation, biological process: protein dephosphorylation. The transcript is spliced from 58 exons.